AUGACGGAGGAUUGUAUUAAGUACGCUCAAAGAUGUGAAGCAUGUCAGCGACAUGGUCCUUCGAUCCGAAUUCCGGCGGAAGAAAUGCACGCAGUGCUGAAACCAUGGCCAUUCCGGGGAUGGGCGGUGGAUAUCAUCGGGAAGAUCCACCCGCCAUCUUCCAGACGCCAGUCGUUCAUAUUGUUGGCCACGGAUUAUUUCACAAAUUGGAUAGAAGCUGUGCCGUUGGCUAAUGUGACAUAUCAGGAGACGAUCACCGCCGAUCAAUGUACUGUUUUUACUAGUGAUAGAGUGGCCGCCUUCGACGCACAGUAUGGGAUCGCUCUUUUGCAUUCGUCCCUGUAUUAUGCGCAGGCAAAUGGGCAGGCCGAAGCAGCCAACAAAGUCUUAAUUGGGGUAAUCAAAAAAGCCGUAGAAGAUAACCCGAGAAGAUGGCACGAAGUGUUAGGGGAGGCCUUAUGGGCUUGCAGGAAAUAA
Molecule: messenger RNA, 477 nt
Organism: Andrographis paniculata
Lineage: Eukaryota; Viridiplantae; Streptophyta; Magnoliopsida; Lamiales; Acanthaceae
Exons: 2
Coding region: 1-477 (158 amino acids)
Molecular function (GO): nucleic acid binding
Source: RefSeq, a predicted model, not a curated record